UUUUCUCUUUUUCUUCUGAGUUGGUUUUAAAUUAUUAUUUGCCAUUAAAACACUGUCAAUUUCAGUAUUUGUUUCAUUGCUUGAUCUUCACAAAAAAUUCUAGAAAUAUAGUAUUGUGUUUUUGAGAAGCUGUGAGCCUUGUUUCACUAAUCUGGGUUCACACCAAAUUUCAUCCUUGUACUCUACUUGUGGUUUAUUUACGGUUCUUUUUUCAGUCUAUUUUAUUCUUGAAAAUGGGGUAUUAAUGAUUUUGAAUACUGUUUCUAGUUGUGUAUAAAGUUGUUCAAAUAUCUGUGUUUAGCCAAAGGGUGUGAGGGGAAUCAAUGGCAUCUGCUAUACUUACUUUCAGGGUUUCGCCUUGUUUUGGGAUUAACCCAAAGUUGAAGCCUCGUUUUAGAGCUGAAAGAUUAGUUAGUGGUGAUGAUAAUUUGUCAGUGUAUUCAGUGAAUGGUGGUGCUGGUUCUGUAAUGGAGGAGAAGGAGAAAAAAGGGUCAUUUCUUAAUGGUGGGAAUGGGAGGUUAAAGCCUAGGAUUGAACAAAAAAUGGUGAAAAAAAGGGUUUGUGAAGAACUUGAAGUGUUGUGGGAUGAUGGUUAUGGAACAAAGACUGUGAAAGAUUAUCUUAUUGCAGCUGAGGAGAUGAUCAAGCCUGAUGGUGGACCACCUAGGUGGUUUUGUCCUGUUGAAUGUGGUCAGCCUAUAAAUGAUUCUCCUCUCCUUCUGUUUUUACCUGGGCUUGAUGGUGUUGGUAUGGGCCUCAUUUUGCACCAUAAAGCUCUUGGCAAGGUUUUUAAAGUUCAAUGCCUUCAUAUUCCUGUCCAAGAUCGAACACCAUUCGAAGAGCUGGUGAAACUUGUUGAAGAAGCAAUAAGGCUCGAGCACGCUUACCGUCCGAAUACACCAAUCUAUUUGGUGGGCGAUUCGUUUGGAGGAUGUUUAGCGCUUGCUGUUGCUGCUCGGAAUCCAACCAUAGACUUGGUUUUGAUAUUAGCUAACCCUGCUACAUCAUUUGGCAGGUCACAGUUACAACCGUUGUUCCCGAUAUUGGAAGCUUUCCCGGAUGGACUCCAUGUUACCAUCCCCUAUCUUUUGAGCCUUGUAAUGGGUGAACCAGUGAAAAUGGCAACUGUUGGUAUCGAAGGUAGGCUUUCGCCUUUGCAGAAAAUCGAACAGUUGUCCGGCAACCUCACUGCUUUGCUUCCUCUUCUUUCUGGUAUGGCCAAUAUUAUACCAAAGGAGACUCUCGUUUGGAAGCUGAAGUUGCUCAAAACAGCUUCUGCUUAUACGAAUUCGCGUCUCCAUGCUAUUAAAGCCGAAGUACUAGUGCUUGCAAGUGACAAGGAUAAUAUGCUUCCUAGUCGAGAUGAAGCUCAACGUCUCAUGAAUUCAUUAUCGAAUUGCAAAGUCCGUCGCUUCAAGGACAACGGACAUACCCUUUUACUGGAAGAUAGCUUGAAUCUACUGACUAUCAUUAAAGGUACUUGCAAAUACCGGCACUCCAAGAAGCACGAUUUUAUCGCGGAUUUUGUGCCUCCCAGCAUGUCGGAAUUCAAAUAUGCAUUCGAUGAAGUAGCCGGGUACAUACGAUUUGCUUCCGGUUCGGCAAUGUUCUCGACCAUGGAAGACGGAAAAAUAGUGCAGGGGCUUGCAGGGGUUCCAAAUGAAGGUCCGGUGUUGUUAGUUGGUUACCAUAUGUUAAUGGGACUCGAACUUUCUUGCCUUAUUGAAGCGUUCUUACGAGAGAAGAAGAUUAUGGUCCGCGGAAUUGCACAUCCGGAAUUGUUUUGGGGGAAGCUUCAAAGUUCGUCCAAUGAAUUUGCUUUCUCUGAUUGGGUUAAAGUUAUGGGUGCAUUGCCCGUAACAGCAAAUUAUCUGUUCAAAGCUCUGUCUACGAAAUCCCAUGUUCUUCUUUAUCCCGGCGGCGCCCGCGAGGCCCUCCAUUAUAAGGGUGAAGAAUACAAAUUAUUUUGGCCAGAACAACCCGAAUUUGUACGAAUGGCAGCACGAUUCGGGGCCACAAUUGUACCUUUUGGAACUGUAGGAGAAGAUGAUAUAGCAGAAUUGGUUCUCGACUACAACGACUGGAUGAAAAUCCCCGUGAUUAACGAGAGAAUAAAAGAAUCCAUUCGGGAUGGUAUAAGAAUAAGGGAUGAAACAGAUGGAGAGGUCGGAAACCAACAGCUCUUUAUCCCAGGGAUGUUACCAAAGAUCCCAGGACGGUUUUACUAUCUGUUCGGAAAACCGAUAAAGUUGAAAGGAAGGGAGGAUUUGACGAAGAACAGACAAGAUGCAAAUGAUUUGUAUUUGCAGGUAAAGUCAGAAGUUGAACAAUGUAUAGAUUACUUGUUGAAGAAGCGAGAGGAGGAUCCAUAUCGGAGUAUAAUCGAUCGGACGAUCUAUGGUGCGCUUUAUUCUUCUGUAGAUCAAGUUCCAGCAUUCAAGCCUUGAAGGGAAGAAAAUGACUCAAAGCAUAUGCAUCUUUGAUUCUUUUAUGAGGCUGACAUUCUGCAUAGUUUAUGUAAUAUAGGCCAUUGCUAAUAUUAUGACGUAAUAUUUACACAGUUAAAAAUACAAAAGGAAAAUAAGAAACUAUGAAAAUCAAAGAAGAAAAUGUAAUAUUUUUUUCUUAAUUAUUAAAUUAUUUAA
Gossypium raimondii (Peruvian cotton) is the source of this 2645-nucleotide messenger RNA. RefSeq names its product phytyl ester synthase 1, chloroplastic. Lineage: Eukaryota; Viridiplantae; Streptophyta; Magnoliopsida; Malvales; Malvaceae. The transcript is spliced from 13 exons. Gene Ontology annotation, cellular component: membrane. Bases 324 to 2447 code for a protein of 707 amino acids. The record is from RefSeq and is a predicted model, not a curated record.